Messenger RNA from Lactuca virosa, 729 nucleotides. The record is from the annotation of a GenBank genome assembly. NCBI's taxonomy places the organism in Eukaryota, Viridiplantae, Streptophyta, Magnoliopsida, Asterales, Asteraceae.
AUGAAGCAGCUGCUGAUCGCGGCUAAAGUCGUACGCUUUGGACUCGAUUUUGACGUCCCACUCCAGUUUCCGGCACCAACAUCGUCGACGACGCAGGUCGUUCCUCAUUCCGAUUCCAUUCCGCUUCACCGUUCUCUCUCAGUUUACCAUCCACCUCCACCGGGGUUAGUUAAUCCGUUUGAUAAGGUGAUACGUUCUUUCCAGAAACCUCUUUCUCUCCCACCUUUUACUCUUCCCACCGCCUCCAACUCCUUGGUGGUGUGCUGUUUUGAGUUGUGGCACGCUUGUGCCCGACCUCUGAUAUCGCUACCGAAGAAAGGAAACGCCGUUGUGUACUGCCCUCAAGGUCACCUCGAACAGCUACAAUCCAGCGGCGAUGGUCCAACCUCCGGCGACUGUAAUCUCCCCCCUCAUGUGUUUUGCUGUGUUCUUGACGUCAAGCUUCACGCUGAAGCUGGAACUGACGAUGUUUAUGCUCAAGUUUCCUUGAUUCAAGAUCCUAAGCAUGGUCGAAGAAGGAAAAAGAGACUAAUUUCCUUAAAAGCCACUAUAGAAUAUAAAAUGGUGCAAAAGAAGGUGAAAGACCAACUUCAGUUGGAUCCUAUCACUGUAAAGUCAGACGAGGUGGAAGUUUCCAGUCAUUUUCCUGCAAGUAACCAUGAUUCUCAACUUUUCAAGUUGAAAAAGCUUGAUUAUUUCACCCCAAAGAUUAACACCACCAAGAUUUAG